Saccharomyces paradoxus is the source of this 1290-nucleotide messenger RNA. It is a transcript of the gene PZF1, whose product is annotated as Pzf1p. Lineage: Eukaryota; Fungi; Ascomycota; Saccharomycetes; Saccharomycetales; Saccharomycetaceae. Gene Ontology annotation, biological process: regulation of DNA-templated transcription. The coding region runs from base 1 to 1290 and encodes 429 amino acids. The transcript has a single exon. Gene Ontology annotation, molecular function: RNA polymerase II cis-regulatory region sequence-specific DNA binding; DNA-binding transcription factor activity, RNA polymerase II-specific. The record is from RefSeq and is a predicted model, not a curated record.
AUGGGGAGAGUGGUUCUAAAUAAUGGAGGAAUGCCACUGGCCGUGUUUAAGCAGGAGGGCAUCUCCAUAUCACGAUCAGAGAGUUCGGAAUCAUUGAACAGUUUAACAUCAACUAGAAGCUCAUCGAGCAAUAGGCCAAAGACUUACUUUUGUGACUAUGAUGGCUGUGAUAAGGCAUUUACAAGACCUUCAAUUUUGACUGAACACCAAUUAAGCGUACAUCAAGGUUUAAGAGCAUUUCAGUGUGAUAAAUGUCCAAAAUCGUUUGUUAAAAAGAGCCACUUAGAGAGACACUUGUAUUCGCAUUCUGAUACGAAACCAUUUCAAUGUUCUUACUGCGGCAAAGGUGUGACAACUCGCCAGCAACUGAAGCGGCAUGAAGUGACGCAUACCAAAUCGUUUAUUUGUCCAGAAGAAGGAUGCAACCUCCGAUUCUACAAGCAUCCGCAAUUAAGGGCACAUAUUUUAUCUGUUCAUCUACACAAACUAACCUGUCCACAUUGUAAUAAGAGCUUCCAGAGACCGUAUAGAUUAAGAAACCACAUUUCCAAACAUCACGAUCCUGAGGUGGAAAAUCCUUAUCAAUGUACUUUUGCUGGUUGUUGCAAAGAAUUUCGCAUAUGGUCACAAUUACAAUCGCAUAUCAAAAAUGACCAUCCUAAAUUGAAAUGUCCCAUUUGUAACAAGCCAUGUGUGGGAGAAAAUGGUUUACAGAUGCACAUGAUUAUUCAUGAUGACUCAUUAGUGACCAAAAACUGGAAGUGCCAUAUCUGUUCUGAUAUGUCUUUUUCUAAAAAGCAUGAUCUUCUUACGCAUUAUGAGUCUAUACAUACGGAAGAAGAUAUCCCAUUGGAACUAAAAUAUAAGAUCUCUGAUAUCCAACCUCUAGGUCAGGACCAAGGGGUUGAACUGGGAAAUGACAAAAACUUACAUGAAAAGGAUGAAGGGAAGAUUUCCAAUAGGUUGAGGAAAAGGAGAAAACUUACCGAAAACAAUAACUUGCAGUUUUUACAAAAUGAAGUAAAUCUAGAAAAGCAAAUUGAAUCUGGUGAAGAUGGGCUAAGCCUUUUGUUGAAUACUGUUGGAAGGAAACAUAGAUGCUUUUACAAUAAUUGUUAUAGAACUUUCAAGACGAAAGAAAAAUAUGAGAAACAUAUAGACAAACACAAAAUACAUGAACUGAAAUUGAAAAUAUUAAAGGAAAAGGAGGAAAAUAGGGGGAUAGUGGACAAGAACCAAAAAGAAGCCUGUAUAAUUGGUAAGGAAACGCAGCCCGUGGGUGACAAAUAG